This is a messenger RNA of Triticum dicoccoides, 1457 nucleotides long. Its product is annotated as lecithin-cholesterol acyltransferase-like 1. Bases 1 to 1329 code for a protein of 442 amino acids. Gene Ontology annotation, biological process: lipid metabolic process. Lineage: Eukaryota; Viridiplantae; Streptophyta; Magnoliopsida; Poales; Poaceae. The transcript is spliced from 2 exons. The record is from RefSeq and is a predicted model, not a curated record.
AUGGCCAUGAAAGCACAGUUCCUUCGGUUGCUACCGCUGCUGCUCCUUCUCCUUCCGCCUCCCCUCAGCAAUUACCUCUUCACGGAUGACGGCGCCCUCGGCGACAGUGCCGGCAAGGGCCAGCUCCAUGUCUACCACCCGAUAAUCUUAUUCCCUGGUAUAAGCUGCCCCAACCUGGAUGCACGGCUCACCGACGACUACACCCCAUCGCUGCCGCGCUGCGGUGCGUUCAAGGGGAAGGGGUGGUUCCCGCUCUGGAACAACACCCAGGACGUUCUUGACCAUGACUACCUGCCGUGCAUACAAGAGCAGAUGAGCCUCGUGUACGACCCCGUCCUCAACGAGUUCCGAAACCAGCCCGGUGUCGAGACACGUGUGCCGGACUUCGGCUCCUCCUACAGUUUCACCUCAAAGGUCAAACUGGGUAACCUUGACAUGUUUUGCAUGUUGAAACUCCGCAAAGCACUGGAGGCAGUAGGGUAUCGCGACAGAGAUACCCUUUUUGGAGCUCCUUACGACAUACGUCACGCUCCACUUUCACCCGGCCAGCCAUCUCGUGUGUACACCGACUACUUCGCCCGUGUCAAGGAUCUGGUGCAUCAUGCAAGCAAGAAGAAUUGGAACAAGCCCAUCAUCCUGCUCGGGCACAGCUUUGGUGGCAAGGCUGUCCUUGACUUUGUCAAUUUGACUCCACUUCCAUGGAGGAAAAAAUUCAUCAAACACGUUGUCCUAAUCGCGCCCACACCUCCUACGGGAUUUUUGGAGGUGCUCAGGAACCUCGCCUCGGGGCCUUCAGUCAUUCGUGUACCGGCGGUGCCGUGGCUGGGUUUGAGGCCAAUGUGGAGAACUUUUCCGACUUCCCUUACAUCUUUCCCGUCCCAUAGGGUUUUUGGUCACCAGCCACUUGUAGUCACCAAACAUAGGAACUACUCGGGGUAUGACUACACGGAUUUUCUUACAGCACUUGGUAUCAGCACUAACAUCAUAAAACAGGUUCUUCCGAUGAAACUAACGGUUCAUGCUCCAAUGGUGCCAACAACAUACCUCAGUGGUGUCGGUAUCCAAACCCCAGACCGGGCAGUAUACUGGGAUAGUAACUUCGAUGUGCAGCCAGACUAUGUGUAUGGUGAUGGUGACCUUGUCAUCAACAAAGUUAGCUUGUUGGCAUUCGUGAAAGAAAUGAGCAAGCAACAACAACUGAGUAACAUACACUUCAAGUUCGUCAAGAUUGUUAAUGUUACCCACUCUAAUAUUGUUUUCCUGGAACGUCCGCUCAGGAUAGUUAUGGCUGAAAUUCUGGAAGCAAAUAGUAGAAGAGACAUCAUGUGAUACUUUUAUGUUUUUGUUCAUAGUAAGAACGUUUUAUUCUCGCUAGAGAAUUUGGCAUUUUUGUGGAAUAUAACUAUUAUGUAAGGAUUUUUUAAAAGUGGAAUAUAACUAUUAUGUAAGGAUUUUUG